This is a messenger RNA of Chelmon rostratus (copperband butterflyfish), 1743 nucleotides long. RefSeq names its product excitatory amino acid transporter 1-like. Gene Ontology annotation, molecular function: L-glutamate transmembrane transporter activity; neutral L-amino acid transmembrane transporter activity; glutamate:sodium symporter activity. Gene Ontology annotation, cellular component: plasma membrane. The coding region runs from base 1 to 1743 and encodes 580 amino acids. The record is from RefSeq and is a predicted model, not a curated record. The transcript has 12 exons. Gene Ontology annotation, biological process: L-glutamate transmembrane transport. NCBI's taxonomy places the organism in Eukaryota, Metazoa, Chordata, Actinopteri, Chaetodontiformes, Chaetodontidae.
AUGAAAGAGAUGCUGCCGAGCCCUAAUGAAUUGACUGAGUUGGACUCAGUAGAGGUUACAGAGCCCCAGGAAAACGAAAUACACAAUGCAUAUUCAGGUCAUGUAUCUUCAUCCCAGAGAGGAUCUAAUGUUAUGGCUUUUUUCAAGAGGAAUGCUUUUGUUGUUCUUACAAUGGCUGCUGUUGCAUUAGGUAUUGGCCUGGGCUUGGCUCUGAGACACAUUAACAUGUCAGCCAGGGACGUAAAAUAUUUAACCUUUCCUGGAGAACUGCUGAUGAGAAUCCUGCAGAUGUUGGUGCUUCCUCUCAUCGUUUCCAGUCUGAUUGCAGGAAUUUCAUCUGUGGACAGAAAGGCUUAUGGGAAAAUUGGGCUUAGGGCCCUCAGCUUUUACUUGGUCACAACAGUUAUUGCUGCGUUCACUGGCAUUGCCCUAGUUCUCCUUAUCCAACCAGGGAAAUCGCCCAGGACUGGCUCAGUGUCCUCUAGUAGUGAUGCAGAGCCUGUUAAUGACACCAAAUCUAUGUUUUUGAUUUAUAGAAACAUGAUUCCCUCAAAUCUGGUGGAAGCUUGUUUCAGAAAGCAUAAAACAGUUUUUCCCAGUCGUGUUUCUGCAGGAAAUGUCAGCAAUAUGACUGAGACGAGUGAAAACAAUGAUAGAGUACCAGAGCAAGUCACCUCAGAUGGAAUCAAUAUCCUGGGUCUGCUGGUCUUCUCUGUUGCCUUUGGCCUCACUCUGGGAAAUAUGGGCCCUGAGGGAAAACUUCUGAGGGAUUUCUUUGACUGCCUGAAUAAAACCAUUAUGCGUCUAGUGGACAUAGUCAUGUGGUAUUCUCCAGUGGGAACCCUCUUCCUGCUGGCUGGACAAAUUGUGAAGAUGGCAGACGCUGGGGAGAUUGGUCGUGGAGUUGCCAUUUAUACUGCCACUGUGAUCACUGGCCUGCUAAUUCACAGCUUCUUCACUCUGCCCCUCAUCUAUUUCAUGAUCACACGUAAGAAUCCCUACAGGUUUAUGAGUGGUAUCCUCCAGGCUCUCAUCAUGGCCUUUGGGACUUCAUCAAGUUCUGCAACCCUACCUGUUACCCUCCACUGUAUGGAAAGUAAUCACACCAUGCACAAACACGUGACACACUUUGUGCUCCCUAUUGGGGCCACAAUGAACAUGGAUGGUGCUGCGCUCUAUGAAUGUAUAGCUGCUUUAUUCAUUGCCCAGGUUAAUAAUAUGGACUUUAACCUGGGUCAAAUCAUUAUCCUCAGUUUGAUUGUCACAGCUACAAGCUCUGGUGCAGCAGGCAUCCCGCAGGCUGGCAUAGUGUCCAUGUUUAUUGUGUUGUCGUCAGUUGGACUUCCCACUGAGGACAUAUCGCUGCUCUUAAUUUUUGAUUGGAUCCUGGAUCGUUUGCGGACUGCCACCAAUGUACUGGGCGACUGUAUCGGCGUGGGUGUAGUGCAGCAUCUGUCCAGACACGAACUGCAGAGCUUUCCCCAAUGGCAGGAGAAGAACAGGAAGCUGGCUGUUCCUUGCACCGUCAGAGAGAUGCCACUGACAUCGCCCAGAGCUCAGUGCAGCUGUGAGGGGAGGGAGGAGGACGCUGUCUCCCUCUCAGCCUCCAGUCGCAGCGUCAGAAAGCAGCAGGCAUCCUCCGGCAGUCCGGGUCCCGAGCGCACGAGUGUCCCGCCUGCAGAUGUAAACAAUGAUGACCCUCACCCCACCCAGCCGGGUCUGAGGAGGAAGAGGACCAUCUGA